CUGCCUUUGCUUCUGCCCUUUAUUAUUGCAAAAAGGUUCCGCAUCCACCUUUUUUAAUUGACUUUUCGUCACAAAAGAUUUCUCCACAGAUUGUUACCGAAAUACCUUCUUUCAUGUCUGGACAGGUAUGCAUGGUGAUGCGCGUUAAUCUGGAUUGCCCUUCUUGCUGCAGGAAAAUGAGAAGAAUCAUUCUCAGAAUGAAAGAAAUAGAGAUGCACCUGAUAGAGAAGCAACACAACAGAGUGAGCAUCUUUGGCCGGUUUGAUCCAGCAGACAUAGCCAUAAGAAUUAGGAAAAAAAUGAAGAGAAGAGUUGAGAUUUUGGACAUUCAAUUACCCGGUGAUGGACAGGCCGAAGAGAUGCCUCAUGCCACUGAUGGCCCUCACCAAUCCAUUAUGCAACAAGCCGCGUAACGCUGAAGCUAAUUCAGAGAAUGACAUGCUCACAAUAGGGCUUUCCGCCAGAGGAUGCUCAUACUCUUUUAGUCCAAACAAAAAAAAAAAAAUUGUUGGUUUAAGCUAGUCUGGAAGAACUAAGGCCCUCUUUGUAUACAAUACCAAAUUAAUGUAUGUUGAUGUACACAA
Molecule: messenger RNA, 584 nt
Organism: Nicotiana attenuata
Lineage: Eukaryota; Viridiplantae; Streptophyta; Magnoliopsida; Solanales; Solanaceae
Exons: 3
Coding region: 114-413 (99 amino acids)
Molecular function (GO): metal ion binding
Source: RefSeq, a predicted model, not a curated record